Messenger RNA from Teleopsis dalmanni, 1470 nucleotides. RefSeq names its product protein obstructor-E-like. Lineage: Eukaryota; Metazoa; Arthropoda; Insecta; Diptera; Diopsidae. The transcript is spliced from 4 exons. The record is from RefSeq and is a predicted model, not a curated record. The annotation marks the transcript as partial. Gene Ontology annotation, molecular function: chitin binding. Gene Ontology annotation, cellular component: extracellular region.
UUUUAUUUAUGUUUUAAUAUAAUUUCUCUUAUUCUUAUAUUUUUAGCUGUGGCCCAAGACACCUUCAAAUGUCCUGAUGAUUUUGGUUUCUAUCCACAUACCGUAUCAUGUGAUAAAUACUGGAAAUGUGACAAUAAUGUUUCUGAAUUAAAGACCUGUGGUAAUGGUUUGGCUUUCGAUUCCUCAGAUCCAAAAUACUUGACUGAAAACUGUGAUUAUUUGCACAAUGUAGAAUGCGGAGAGCGUGAACAAUUGGAACCACCAAUUUCCACACCACACUGCUCACGCUUGUACGGUAUCUUCCCUGAUGAAAACAAAUGUGACGUCUUCUGGAACUGCUGGAAUGGUGAACCAUCAAGAUAUCAAUGCUCACCCGGUUUGGCUUAUGACCGCGAAGCACGUGUUUGCAUGUGGGCUGAUCAAGUACCAGAAUGCAAAAAUGAAGAAGUUGCUAAUGGUUUCUCUUGUCCCGCUGCUGGUGAACUUGCUAAUGCCGGUUCAUUCUCAAGGCACGCACAUCCCGAAGAUUGCCGUAAAUACUACAUCUGCUUGGAGGGAGUUGCACGUGAAUAUGGUUGCCCAAUUGGCACAGUUUUCAAAAUUGGUGAUGGUGAAGGUACUGGCAACUGUGAAGAUCCAGAAGAUGUUCCCGGCUGUGAAGACUACUACGGCGAUUUGGACUUGAAGAGCAUCCGUAAAAGUGAACUCUUAGCUGGAUUAAAUACCGAAGGUCGCACCAAGAGUGCACCCAAAGCCAAAGCUGCCUCCUCAUAAACUCUUUUCUGAACCACAAAUACACAUACACACACACAAAUACAUCUCUAACCUUUCACUUUAAUAAAAUUUAAAAACAACAAAACACUAAUUUUCUAAAAGCCACAAAACUUUCCUUUAUAUUUUAUACUUUUUUAUUUCUGUUAUUGUUUUAAAAAAUCUUAUUUUAUUUAAUGUGUUAUUUUUAUUUUAAUUUAAAAUGAAAAUGAAAAAGAAAAUCUGUUUUGUAUUUGUAUUUGUUUUCUCUUUAAAAGAGAAGUGAGUGAGCUCUAAAAUCUAUUACAUUUUUUAGUUUUAUUUAAGCUUCCUCUGUACUACUUUUAUGUUAACUUUAAUUUAUGUUUCCUUUUAUUUUAAAUUUUUUUUUUGUGUUUCCUAUGUUAUUUUAUUAUUAUUAUUACGAUUAUUAUGAUUAUUGUUUCAUGUAUCUGUAAACCCUACUUUUUUAAAUUUGACACUUUUUAUGAAAAUUACGUUUGUAAGUUAAAUUAAAAAUUAGCUUUACCCGCGCUAACUGAGAUCGAACGUUCAGUUCAAAGCUAAACAGCAUCGGAGAGAGAGGGAAUCUUCUGAUUGAAACGUAACUUUUAGAGAUUUGUAAAUUUAAGUGACUUUUGAUUGUAAGUUUAUAAUUUUAUUUUAUAUAAAAAGAAAAAAAUUCAAAAAAAUACAAAAUAAUUUAAAAAAAAUCUCACC